This is a messenger RNA of Penicillium arizonense, 603 nucleotides long. RefSeq names its product transcription factor xanC (gene xanC). The transcript is spliced from 2 exons. Gene Ontology annotation, molecular function: DNA-binding transcription factor activity. Gene Ontology annotation, biological process: regulation of DNA-templated transcription. Lineage: Eukaryota; Fungi; Ascomycota; Eurotiomycetes; Eurotiales; Aspergillaceae. Bases 1 to 603 code for a protein of 200 amino acids. The record is from RefSeq and is a predicted model, not a curated record.
AUGAAGAUGGAGCAUAAUCCUGCAACUCCCAAGGAGGAGAUUCCCAGCCAGCUGCAGAAUCCCCUAGAGAGAAGAAGGUUGCAGAACCGCCUUUCUCAAAGAAAUCACCGUCGCAAAAUCAGAGACCGAAUUGCAAAGCUCCAAGAGCGCGUCAUUGCCAAUGAACUCAGAGCAGCAGCAGCCAACGGCUGGGAUCAGCAAUAUAUACCGUCACCUUUGCCACACAAAACACACACAGCGCUAUCCGAAAAUGAUCUUGGAUUCGUUUCCCGAGAUGUUUCUCCCCUAGGAAUAGAGCCAUCAACGCCUUUCAUGCCAUCAUACCCCAUUUUCUCAUCCACUUCGUGGCCGAGUGAUUUCAACGCCUUCCCCACGGCUGGCUAUCAUGGAGAAUUGCCACCCUAUCUUGGAGGAGGAAUCUUGACCCAUUCGAAUGGGAUGCCAUCAUCCGCUACAGCUGGUCUGGGUGGAGAUACAUUCCGAGAUACUAUGCUACCCACUGAAGAGGCCUUGCCGCCAGAUUCAUUGUUUGCACUGCAAGAAAACCAGCCUUCUUACUAUGUUGCAACUGGUGAGCAUGGAUCUAUCCAAACGGUAUAUUGA